Messenger RNA from Aspergillus lentulus, 2787 nucleotides. RefSeq names its product putative WD repeat-containing protein C3H5.08c. The record is from RefSeq and is a predicted model, not a curated record. NCBI's taxonomy places the organism in Eukaryota, Fungi, Ascomycota, Eurotiomycetes, Eurotiales, Aspergillaceae. Gene Ontology annotation, molecular function: protein binding.
AUGGCGGAGGGUUCGCAGGAGACGGACGAUCAAAGGGUCCAGGUGCCGCGGGCUUCGACAGCCCCCACGUUGCCCGCAAUCAUCACCACCACCGCGAGCAGUCGCAAGGAAGGCCAACGCAAUGACGAUAACAGCAAUAAGAAUGAUAGUCCCAGUGUCGCGACACCAGGACUCUUAAGGACUUCACAGUCUUUCCCUGUCGGUUCUGUCGCGUCCGAUAAUGCAUCAGGCUCAAGCGCAAAUCAGCAAGAUACGAAAAAGAAUGCCCGAUCAUCAAUUCAGAGUAAUGCCUAUGGCAGAAAUUCCAUUUCCUCCCCGACGCUCUACGGGCCCAGCGCAGAUUCGAGCGCGAUCGAUCCGCUGUCGCAACAUAUCAUUAAGCGCACCAAUACCGAACGAUCGAUUCCUCUGAAACUCCUAGGAAGAGCAUCAUAUGAAGCGGAAGCUGGCGGAACGAACGACUACUCUCCAGCUGAGCAGGGCUCGAUCCUGGGGGAUCCUGUAUUGCGCCAGAAGCCUCCCAAAGAGAAAAAGAAAGGAGUAUCGUUCCUCAGUCGGAUAAUCGGAGGCAAAAAGAAAGAGAAUCUAUCUGAAGCAGAGGACGAUGUCUCGGAACCGGACACCUUCCGCAUGGAUGCCAACGCCGCGGCACAACCGAUAGGGUUCUUUCCCAAGUUUCCCCCUCCACCAAAGUACAUCAGGGUGAAGGCAUACUACAAGAAAGACAAAACGUUCAGUAGGGUCUUUCUCGCGCAGGAAUUGACUGACACAGAGGCACCCUCGAACAACUCGGUAAAGGAUGCAAUGGGAUCGACGACAGGCACCCUAAGCGGCGGCAAUACUGGGAAAGCAAUAUGGGCGUUAUCAUUCUCGAAAGACGGCAAGUAUCUAGCGGCAGCAGGUCAAGACAGGAGGGUGCGCGUUUGGGCCGUCAUUGCCUCACCGGAUGAUCGUAAAGAGGAAGGACUCGGUGAAGUCGACGAAGCUCAAGACGGGAACGAGCCUCCGCGGCUGAAGGCGCCUGUCUUUAGGACCAAGCCGAUCCAAGUGUACGAAGGUCACACGGGAAGCGUGCUGGACCUGAGUUGGAGUAAGAAUAACUUUCUAUUGUCUUCCUCAAUGGACAAGACUGUCCGCCUGUGGCAUGUGUCAAGGUCGGAGUGUCUCUGCUGCUUUCAGCACAGUGAUUUUGUUACUUCUAUCCAGUUCCACCCCCGUGACGAUCGGUUCUUCCUUGCAGGGUCUCUCGACACUAAACUCCGUCUCUGGAGCAUUCCGGACAAAAGCGUGGCGUUCGUCGCGGCGGUCCCGGAUAUGAUCACAUCGGUCGCUUUCACCCCUGAUGGUAGGCACUCAAUUGCCGGUUGCCUCAAUGGUAUGUGCAACAUAUACGACACGGAUGGGUUGAAGGCGGUUGGGCAGAUACACGUCCGAUCAGCGCGAGGCCGCAACGCCAAGGGCAGUAAGAUAACAGGCAUUGAUACUAUUACGUUACCUCCCGGCGACCCCAACGGUGAGGUAAAGCUCCUGAUCACGAGUAACGAUUCACGGAUACGACAGUACAACUUUAGGGAUAGGACACUGGAGGCGAAAUAUCGCGGCAACGAGAACACAUGCAGUCAGAUCCGUGCCUCCUUUAGUGACGACGGCAAACAUAUCAUUUGCGGGAGUGAAGAUCGCCGGGCAUAUGUUUGGCCUACGGGUGCCGUGGAGAAGGACUUCGAUAAGCGUGCUGUUGAAGUUUUUGAAACACGGUCCGCUAUUGUCACCGCAGCUGUAAUGGCUCCGUCGAAGACAAAGCAGGUCUUGGGCUUUUCCGACGACCCAGUGUACGACAUCUGCAACCCACCACCGGUGACCUUGGUGAGCGCCGCAGAGAAGGAAAAUGUUCGCCAAAAUCGCAACUCCGACAUUGGCAAGCUGGCGCAGGAAUCCCCAUCAUAUCUCUCCCGUUCAACGCACCCUGAAGGCAAUAUCAUCAUCGUCGCCGAUUAUUCGGGCAAGAUCAGAGUUCUGCGGCAAGACUGCGCAUUCCAAAAGCGCCGCUACGAGAAUUGGGACACCCAUUCCACCUUUUCCAGGAGACUGUUGCGCCGGUCCAAUUCAGCUCGCCAUAGCAUUUCGUCUUCAAUCGGGAAGGAGUCAUCUCACAAGACACCUUCAGAGCGCAUUCUCUCUUGGCGCAACUCGGUCAUAGGGCACGACACAGCGAAGCGGGAAGGCUCCCGUCAUGGAACGAGGACUCGGAGUCCGUCUCCCCACAAGUCUAUACCCGAUGUCUCACGUUAUUCAAGUCCAGUGCGUCAAUUUUCAGGCGGAGCACCGGCCGAUUCUCUCUCGCUCACUGUGUCUCCACCGCCAUCUGCAUACAAGUCGUCCUUUGACAGUCGACGGUCCAGUGUAGAAGCCUCGAAGCGGAACGCUGAGAACGUCGGAAUGGCCCCGACCGCGAGGACAAUAGUCGCCAAGGGAAAGGAUAAGGACAACCCUUUGUGGCUACAGGGCCAACAUAGUUAUGCAUUCUGGAACAAGAUCGCCCAUGAUGCGCUGGCAGCGCAGAACAAAACCCCAUCUCAGUCACGGGAUUCGAAUAGGUUAUCUGUUCCGGGACGCAAAUUCAGUACGGGCAGCGCUUUGAGCAGUGAUUACGGCUCCUCCAACGGAGAGGGGGACGAGGGAGACGUGCUCAGAUGUGAUAACUGCCAAGGGACGAACUUUCGAGCAACCAAGUCGCGGACUGGGAAGCAGAAAUUGAUCUGCGUGCGCUGUCAUCGACCUAUCGACUAA